Alligator mississippiensis (American alligator) is the source of this 3219-nucleotide messenger RNA. RefSeq names its product C1q and TNF related 6 (gene C1QTNF6). The record is from RefSeq and is a predicted model, not a curated record. The transcript has 3 exons. Bases 216 to 1007 code for a protein of 263 amino acids. NCBI's taxonomy places the organism in Eukaryota, Metazoa, Chordata, Crocodylia, Alligatoridae. Gene Ontology annotation, molecular function: protein binding.
GCCUGGCACCAUCCAGAGUGUGGGGGAGAGCUGCACAAAGCACUAGGUUUCCAGGCAGGAUGAAAAAGACAGUAAUUACAUAACACCACUUGGCUGGCAUCUGGUUUCAAUCAGCUGGGUCCUUGCUCGCCCUCUCUUCUCCCAGUCUAACAAGGAGCAGCUGAGGAUACACGUAGCCCAGCACAAGACCCUGCUUACGGGGUUCAGAGGUCAUUAUGGUAACGAUCCAAUUGCGGGCUCACUUGGCCUUCCUCAUGCUCCCCCUGUUUGUGUUUGGGGUACCCACGGAUGAGCCAGACCCCAAAGAAGUGACCACCACCCCAAGCAGUUGCAGACGCUGCUGCGACCCGCUGAAUUCUCAUGAGUCCCCAGAAGCGGCUCCUGACCUGGCCAGCCGCCACUCUUUGCCCUACCCGAUGCCUGAGGUCCGCCCUUACAUCAACAUCACCAUCCUGAAAGGUGAAAAAGGAGACCGGGGAGAGUCUGGGAUGCCAGGGAAAUGGGGAAAAGAAGGGCCACGAGGUGAGCGGGGUCCCCAGGGUCAGAAAGGCAGCAAGGGCCAAAUGGGUGCCCCAGGUGAUCCCUGCAAGCAUCAGUAUGCUGCUUUCUCAGUGGGCCGCAAGAAGGCACUCCACAGCAGUGAGGGCUACCAGGCCUUAAUCUUUGACACUGUCUUCGUCAAUCUAUAUGGCCACUUCAACAUGUUCAAUGGCAAGUUCUACUGCUACGUGGCUGGCCUCUACUUCUUCAGCCUUAAUGUCCACACCUGGAACUUCAAGGAGACCUACAUGCACAUCAUGCGCAAUGAGAGCGAAGAAGUCAUCCUCUAUGCCCAGCCCAGUGACCGCAGCAUCAUGCAGAGCCAGAGCCUCAUGCUAGAGCUACAGGAGAAAGAUGAGGUUUGGGUGCGCCUCUACAAGCGUGAGCGUGAGAAUGCCAUCUACAGCGAUGACAUUGAUGUCUACAUAACCUUCAAUGGCUACCUGGUCAAGCCCAGUAUUGAUUAACCAGCUUCUUCUCUUGCUGUUCUCCUCUCCUUCCUCUCUAUCUCACAGUCUUUCUCUUUCUCUCUCUCUCCACUGCCCACAAUCACUGCAAACCACAAGGAAUGAAACAGGAGGGUCAUGAUGGAGGAAGCUCCAGGAUACUUCAGAAAAUGGGAGGGUACAGGAACCCAUCUUUCCCAAAGGGGACUGUCAGCAUUCAAGGUCAUUGACUGCCUUGAGAGAGACAUUCCUACUGCAUUGGGGGUGCCAAGUUUAUGACUGCUUCAGCCCUCUCAUGGCUUAGGUCAGCUGACAGGGUCCUAGACAUCAAUGUCAAGCCAGGGAGCAGUCAGGCAGUUAGUUUAUCGCUGUCUAUGAUGAGCUGUCUGUGAUAGGUUGUGUCAGUGGCUGCUUCUCCAGACAGUAACCAGUCAGAUUUACAGGUGGUGCAAAUUGGUGCAUCUCCACUGAAGAAAGCAGCAGAGUCAUACUGCUCUACACCUGCUGAGGAUUAAGUCCUGCAUAUCAGAGAGAGACAGACAGCCUCUCUUGGACCCAGUAAGCCUCCCUCUGCAGAGCAUCCUGGGAUCCUCUGCAGCCUCCAUUCCUGUGUUGGGCUCAAAGCCAGCUCAGCCCAGAGCAGAGUGUUCCCUUUCCAAAAACUGAAGGUGGAAUUGGUUCCACUCUUUCCAUUUACAUCAUUCCAUUGAUAUAAGCAGAGAUACUUCUCACAUGCUGGUGACAGAGGAGGUUCAGAGCCAGGGAAUCAGCUCUGGGCUCACACUGUGUCCAUCCGGCAGAGGUGGCUCCCAUGGCUCUGCCAGGAGACGGUCCUUCCUUUCAAACCCCACCCUUCCCUCCAACCCAUUUACUAGCACAAUCUGGAGAAGGGGGACUGGCUUGUGGGGGGGGGGGGGAGUUCAUCAUGGGUUCUUAAACUACUAAAGCACAUAUUGAGAUCCCAGGGACUAGAUAGACCAGAGCUGUUUGAUAGCCUGCAUGAAACGUGUCGGGGGUUUCAGUCCCAUUCUCUGCCUUUGGCUGUCCCCCUGCUAUCAGCACUUAGUUGGAGUGAGCCACAGAAACUGGAACACCUUCCCAUUGUCAAGGCUGAGGCUAGAAGCAGGACUGUGUGCUGAAGUUUGGGCUGCCCCGGCCUGUUUGACGCAGGCAGCAUUUUCCAGUGUUCUUGGCAUUGGCCUGACUCUGCUUCCACUGUCAUCAGUGAAGAUGGCAUCAGGGAGGAGAAUGAGGUCAACUCUGAGAGCUCCUGGAAACCCAGCCCUGCAUGUUCUGAGGAUGCCAUAAAGAGCAGAGAGAAGUUUACAGGGCUGGCAGAGGACUGGACUCACCAGGGAAACAACAAGAGACAUGGAAUAGAUGUUAAAAACACACUCAAGAGAAUUGUGGGCCAAUUUCUCUCCUGCCAGUGUUAUUACCCCUGCUUUGCUGAGGAGGAGGAGCUGGGGAGAUGCAAAUGAAUUCCAUGCUCCACACCUGCUCACAUACUGCAUCAAGACAGUUGGUAUUAAGAGUGCCUCCAGGGCAAGGUUUGGUGCUACUAGGGAAUUGGUGUGGUGAGACAAUCCCAGGAUGUGAAGGAACAUGAAAGCUGGAGUUCUUCUCUCUCCCUUAGCAGAUGUGGAGUACUGAAUCACUCCAGGGCAGGGCUUGGGCAAGUAGCAAAGGAGCAGUGUGUUUGAAGGGAGAGGGGGGUGACAUUUAGGCAUGAAUGAACUAGGACUGAAUCCCUCCCUCUUUCUAGAAGCCACAGACUGCAAUCCCAGAUGUUGCAUAUUUACAGUACGUGCGUCCCUGUGUCUCCUCAGGGAACAGCAGGAAUCUCUAAUGCUGAAUAACUUCCAGACCUGAGCUCUGAAUUCCCUUUGCUUUCCAGUUUCACCAUUUGUUUCCUGCAGACCAGUGCCUUCAAGGGGGAGCUGAUCAGGGCCUAAAGUGCAUGGGGGAGUCAGUGCGUGCUUAAUUGGCCAGCUUCAGACCCACUGGUGCUAAAUAAAAUGAUGGUCCCUUGGUGCUAAUUGAAGCUUCAGGAGACUCACUGGUGCCCACUGGAAGGCCUAAUAGAGACAUAUUGUACUGUGGAAUUAAUGGUGCUUUACAAUAUCAAAACCAAGAAUUUGCGUGUGUAUGUGUGCGUGUGUGCGUUUGUGUGUGUGUGUAUAUAUAUAUAUAUAUAUAUUUCAAUCAUAUUAAAACUUUUUUUGCACUUUGA